CUCGACCAAGACUUUGCCAAGUCCAUCUUGGACGCCCACAACAAGGUCAGAGCCCAGCACUCUGCCCCAGACUUGUCUUGGGACCAAGAGGUCUACAAGUACGCCCAAGCCUACGCUGACAAGUACGACUGUUCCGGUGGCUUGACCCACUCUGGUGGUAAGUUUGGUGAAAACUUGGCCGUCGGCUACCUGACCGGUGAGUCUGCCUUGGAAGCUUGGUACGACGAAGGUAAGUCUUACGACUACUCUGCUGCCUCCACCUACGACCACUUCACCCAAGUUGUCUGGAAAUCCACCACCAAGCUCGGAUGUGCCUACAAGGACUGCUCCGCUCAAAACUGGGGUAAGUACGUUAUCUGCUCUUACGACCCAGCUGGUAACUUUGUUGGACAAUCCAAGGCUAACGUCUUA
This is a messenger RNA of Suhomyces tanzawaensis NRRL Y-17324, 411 nucleotides long. Its product is annotated as CAP domain-containing protein. Gene Ontology annotation, cellular component: extracellular region. The annotation marks the transcript as partial. NCBI's taxonomy places the organism in Eukaryota, Fungi, Ascomycota, Pichiomycetes, Serinales, Debaryomycetaceae. The transcript has a single exon. The record is from RefSeq and is a predicted model, not a curated record.